Molecule: messenger RNA, 1518 nt
Organism: Chondrus crispus (carragheen)
Lineage: Eukaryota; Rhodophyta; Florideophyceae; Gigartinales; Gigartinaceae
Product: DBR1 Domain containing gene
Exons: 3
Coding region: 1-1518 (505 amino acids)
Biological process (GO): mRNA splicing, via spliceosome
Cellular component (GO): nucleus
Molecular function (GO): RNA lariat debranching enzyme activity
Source: RefSeq, a predicted model, not a curated record
AUGAAAGUCGCGGUCGUGGGCUGCGCGCACGGCGAGCUGGACGCCAUCUACGCCGCGCUGGCCGAGGCCGAGGCCGCGCGCGGCGUGCGCGCCGACGUCCUGCUGUGCGCCGGCGACUUCCAGGCCGUGCGCAACGCCGCCGACCUCGCCAGCAUGGCGUGCCCGCCGCGCUUCCGCGACAUGCGCUCGUUCUGGCGCUACUACGCGGGCGACGCCCGCGCCCCGCUCCCCACCCUCUUCGUCGGCGGCAACCACGAGGCCUCCACCCACCUGCAGGAGAUCCCGCUCGGCGGCCUCGUCGCCCCGAACAUCUACUUCCUGGGCAACGCCGGCGUCGUCAACUUCCGCGGCCUGCGCAUCGCCGGCGUCAGCGGCGUUUACACCGAGCAUAACUUUCACAAGCACCGCUUCGAAAGCCCGCCGUACCCGCGCAGCCAGAUCAAGAGCGUGUACCACGCGCGCCGGGAGGAUGUCGACCGCUUGCUACGCCUGCGCGCCCCGGUCGAUGUCUUCCUGAGCCACGACUGGCCGCGCGGUAUUACCGACUUUGGCGACCUUGCCGCGCUGCUGCGAGCAAAGCCGUUCCUCAAGGGCGAGAUCGCGGACGGCUCGUUUGGCAACCCCGCGUCGAGAAAAGUCCUCGACGCCCUCGCCCCGAGCUUCUGGUUCGCCGCCCACAUCCACGUCAAGUUUCCCGCCCUCGUCCACCACGACAGCGGGAAAACCACGCGCUUCCUCGCGCUGGACAAGGCCCUCCCGAAACGCGACUUUAUUCAGAUCCUGGACAUCCCCCGUGCGGACGGGGAGGCGGAGGCAGAGGCAGAGUCUGCCAUCGAGCUCGACCCCGAGUGGCUCACCAUCCUGCGCACCGAGGCCGAGCAGAGGGGCAGGCAGACUCCGGUUUCGGAAGAGGAGAUGCACGCCACUGUGCAGAAGAUGCAGGCCAGCGGAGUCAAGCCGUUCCUCUCGCCGAUCAACGACUUUGAGCGGCGCGCCGCCAUGCAUGAUCCGAAGGGCAGGGGCACAGUUGAGCAGGGCCAAGUCGUGCUGCAGAAGGAGAAUAAGAGCAUCAUGGCCGCGCUCGGGUUGCCCGAGGACGCAUGGCUUGCAAAGCAGCAAAUCGCUCAAGUAAACGGCGCGCAGGCAGCACCAGUCACACCGUAUUUAGUAUCCUUGCUCUUCUCGCCCACCGCAAGCUCUCCGAAAACGUCGAGCACAAAACUGCAGACCACAAAAGAUUCGGCCACAGCUUUUGGCGCAAUGUUGUACAGUACCCUUGGGUACAGUACUGUAGUGCGCUUUGUCAUUACUGCAGCGUAUUUUGUUUUCAUUUUCUUCGCAAUCACAACACGUGGAACGGCCCCUUCCUCUUUCCCGCCCCCGCACCCCUUUGAUCCGGUGAGCAACCGCCCUGCUCAACACCAUACUCCCUUGCCAACCUCUACAUCACCACCCCACCAGCAUCAUACGUACCGCACACUGGCAAAACUCCACGCUUUUCGAAGCUCCCUUCCCUGA